AUGGCCGAUGGCAAUGCACCGGUUGAGAGAAGGCAAAGAGAAGCCAGCUCUAGUCCUGGCCCUGUCGGCGACACAGUCUCGCCUCUCGCCGAGUUUAUGGAAGAAAUGAGAGAAUUCAAAGCCAGCAUGGCCUCCGAGAUGGCAUCCGUGCGUGGCGAAAUAAAUAAUUUCACCUCUACAUUUGACGACUCUACUUUUGACGACGAGCUUCGCCUGGACAUUGACGAAGGACAAGGUAGCGACUCGGAAACUGUGUCUACAUGUCUUGACACUAAAGUUGAACGUCUCCUUAAGGAAACCAGCAAGACGAAAAGUAGCGAGGAUUUGACGACAAGUUCAGAUAGCCUCCUUACAACUAUAGCACAAGAGCUCGAUGUUAGUGAACAGAUGGGCGCCGCUGUUCAAGAGCGUCUUGCCUCCAUAGUCGAGGGCCUUUUGAGCACCAAAUUAUCCGAUGAGAAAUGGCGAGAGAAAGUUGGGAAGUAUCCCCGACCCCAAAACUUAGAAAAUCUUAGAACUCCCAGAGUUAAUCCACUUAUAUGGAACCAACUCUCUGCUGGGGUUCGGACCAACGACGCCAAACAACAGCGAACACAGCAUGCUCUCGUUGGCGCCAUAGUUGCCAUGACGCAAGCGGCGGACCACGUGCUCAAAAGCGGAAAUCCUGAUGCAACGCUGAUAACAUCUUUGACAGAUGGCAUUGCAAUGGCUACCCAGUGUCAACAUGAUAUAAAUCAAGCACGUCGUAUUGCUAUGAAACAGGACAUGCACACAGAUUUUCAAGCACUGUGCAAUGUUCCAAUUCCUAGUGGGGAAUUUUUGUUUGGCGACUUGUCCAAACACACCAAAGAUAUUGCGGAUGCAAACAAGUUGGCGAAAAAAGGUCGCCCAUACCAGACUGCUACUGCACGAAGCAGACAGUCUAGUUCUGGCACUUAUAGCCGGUUUUCUACUGGGCAAUACAGACGUGGCCACCCAUAUCAACGACGUGAAAAUAUUUUCGACCGAGGUCGGUUUCACAAUGCAAAGAAAAAGAGAGGGGGAGCUGCAAAAAAGCAGUAA
Messenger RNA from Paramuricea clavata, 1062 nucleotides. NCBI's taxonomy places the organism in Eukaryota, Metazoa, Cnidaria, Anthozoa, Malacalcyonacea, Plexauridae. The record is from the annotation of a GenBank genome assembly.